Messenger RNA from Candidula unifasciata, 972 nucleotides. Lineage: Eukaryota; Metazoa; Mollusca; Gastropoda; Stylommatophora; Geomitridae. The record is from the annotation of a GenBank genome assembly.
AUGGCUGAAGAAUCACCGAUGAUGAUGGACAGCAGUUCAGUGAUGAUGGUCGCCCACCAAGAGGGAGAAGAAAUCAAAGUCGAUGCCGAAUUUGGUGAAUUCGAUGACUGUUCCAGCGGUAGCGACAGGUCGUUCGAUGAUGUCGACAGUAACGGUCGGUGUGAGACCGGGACUAAUGCUAAUCAGGGGAUUAAUGAACACGCCAGGAGUCGCAGAAGACGCCGCCAUGGUAGCAGACGCCACAAAGGAGGUAGCCGACACAAGCAUAAGGGAUACCAACCUUACCCUUCCAAGGAGGAGAUCGAAGGCCAGCUGAAGAGGAAAUCUUUAGAGCUGCAGGAGAAAGAGAAUGCUGCAGCGGUUGUGCGCCGAGAAGGAGCCGACCAACAGUUUAUCACUUUUCCAAUUGCGCCUUUCAACUCAACCCAGUUUCUCAUGGAUGAGCAUAAUGCUAAUUCACCAGCCAGUCUUCACAAAACUUCCAGCAGUUCAGUUUUAAACUCCUGCUCUCCGCAAGGCAUCAGGCUGAACUCGGUACCUUCCACUCCUGCUGAAUCAAGCCAUGAAACGAUUGUCUUCGAGAAAAAGGACAAAGAGUUCAGUGAUUACUUCACCACUGUUCACGCCGAGAGCUUGCAGAGCCUUCCGAAAGAUGAACUCGUAAAGCACUAUAUGAAUUUGGAAGAGAAAGUUGCAGCCUUGCAGAAAAAGGUUGCAGAGCAGCAGCAGCAUCAAUAUGACGACUGUUGUUCGAAAAUGUCUAGACAUAUUGUUAAAGUAUGUGUUUGUGAAUCGAUCCGUAGUAAUUUAGGUACAAAUUCGUUAGCCGCAAAUAUGGAGGACUUCACUGGUGUCUCCGAGAUGAAUACGUCUUCCAUUUCCGUAGGCGAAUCCAGCAUGCUGAACACCAUAGCAAUUCCGUCGAGUACUUCUGGAGAUACAUGGACAGUUUUUGCCGAAAGUGCUUCCUGA